UCCCUUUUGAGACAAUCCCCCCCCAUGUGCUUGACCUAGACGAGAGAGCCUUCUCGGCCCCAUCUCUACAAGCGUGAUCACUUUUGUUUGAAACCAGCAUGGGCGUCGUGCGCAGACCCGAGCAUCACCAUGGCCAAUUCGCCGAUUCGAAAAGGGGUGACUCCCAUACUCAAAUCGAGUCUUGUUGGCCAAGUUAUGCCGAGAAACGCGGCGGCGAGAUGCCAGGCUGGGUUCAGUUGGACCGGGAUCAAGCGUAUCUCGCGGUGAUCCGGGAUGUUGCUGCAACAGUCAGCUGCGCGCUGCGCAAUGAGAGCUAUGUAACGGUCAAGGGUACGAAAUCAUCUUUGAAGGCCUUCUACGUGUCGAACGCCGCAUUGGAAGUCGAUAUACGAGGCACUUCUGAAUAUGAAGGCUAUGAUGACGUACCCCCACCUUCCUACGACGAGGCUGUGACCGACCUUCCCCCAGACUACUCUACUCUUGCCCCAUUCGCUCAUCGGAAAGACAUGACCACCCAUGACUCGGCCCCAGUACGGAGAACCGCGGGCGCGAAGGAGAAGACGCAAUCGCGCGCGAUAGAUUUUGAGGACAUUUCCGGUAUCCGAGAACACAAAGGGGGGAAGAAGAAGAAAAAGACCACGCCACAGUCCCAACCGGAGAAGACCCCACCGCCAGCCGAGGGCAGUGAUAAGCAAGACGAGGGCGGAGGUGACGAUCAGAAUGGCGACAAUUCUGGCAACGACGGCGGCGGCGAUGCUGGAGAUGGAAGCAAUGGCGGAGAUGAGAAUGCGGGUGGAGACGGCGGGGAUGGAGAUGGCGGGAAUAACGAAGAGGAAGACGAUUGGGGCGCCUGGGCCCCCACAACGAAAAAGAGUAAGAAAAAGAAGAAGCAGGAGGAAGAAGAACGUCUCAGGAAGGAAGAGGAGGAGAAAGCAGCCAAGGAAGAAGAAGAACGAUUAGCGAAAGAGGAAGAGGAGAGACUGGCCAAGGAAGAGGAGGAGCAGAAAGCUAAAGAGGAAGAGGAGAAAAAAGCAGCCGAAGAGGCCGCUGCCACUACCAAUAACCUCAGCUGGGCGGACGAUGUGGAUGGAGGGAAUGACGAUGACUGGGGUGGGUUCACAACCGCGGGAAAGAAGAAGAAAAAGAAAGGCAAGGCCGCCGACCUUAUCUCUGAGUCUGUUCCCGAGCCAGCAACAAAUGGUUUCCAGGAGGUGAGCCUGAGUGACAAUGUGCCGCAAUUGGACUUAGGUCUGCCUCCCCCCGCCGGAGAUGUCGAUUUCGGCUUCGGCGGCGGCUGGGGCAAAGACUGGGGUUCGACAGGCAAUAAAUGGGGUCUUGAUUCGUUGAACAAACCCGACAAGGCGAAGGAGGACAACCCUUGGUCUUUUGGGUCGAAGACGACCACUAGUGUUGGGUUUGGCUUUGGCGGUAUCGACGAACCCGUCAGCAACAGCACCGAUAACGCCAACGCUGCUGUCAGUGGGGAGGAGACCAAGGCCGAGGACGAUCUCUGGGGCGGCUUCACCUUGAGCAAGAAGGACAAUAAGAAAAAGAAGAAGGACGCCGAGGAGGAGCCCCCCAAAGAACCGGAGCCAGAACCCGUCCAAGAGCCUGAAACUGUGCCAGAACCUGAGCCAAAUCCGGAGCCGGAGAAGCUCCCAGAGAUCGCUGAUGAUGACUGGGGCUGGGGCGCACAGCUCUCGAAGAAGGACAAAAAGAAGAAGAAGAAAGAGGCCGCCCCGAUUGAGGAAGCAGCAUCUGCAGAUCUCACUGCGCCUGAGCCACCGGCAGCGGCUGAUCCCGCCCCGCCAGAGGACGACUGGAAUAAUUGGACUUCUACCACGAAGAAGAAGGACAAGAAGGCCAAGAAGAAUGCUAUUCUGGAAGAGCCCAUUGUGGAGGAGCCAGCUCUGGAGCCUCCAGCUGAGCCAGAGCCGGUGCCUGUUGAAGAGAAGAAAGAAGAGGAUGAUUGGGGAGCCUGGGGCUUGUCAAAGAAGGAUAAGAAAAAGAAGAAGGGCAAGGCUGCAGAGCCCGAGCCCGAGCCCGAACCAGUGAAAGAGCCUGAACCUGAACCUGAACCUGAACCUGAACCUGAACCUGAACCUGAACCUGAACCUGAGCCAGAGCCUGAGCCUGAACCCGAGCCAGUACUCGAGCCCGAGCCUGAACCUGAGCCCGAGGCGCCAGCCAUACCGGACAGCCCUCUCUACGAUAACUGGGAGAACCUAAACUCUAAGGACCGGAAGAAGAGAGAGAAACAGUUGGUCAAGAAAGGGCUUCCUAUUCCUGGCAAAGACUUCGAAUGGCCACCACCUCCGAAAGCUGAACCGGAGCCGGAGCCGGAGCCAGAACCAGAGCCCGUGCAAGAGUCGGUGCAAGAGCCGGAACCUGAGCCUGUACCUGAGCCUGUAGAGCCAGCGCCAGAACCUGAGCCCGAGCCAGUGCUCGAGGCCGAACCCGAACCCGAACCUGAGCCGGUACUUGAACCUGAGCCCGAACCAGAACCAGAACCAGAGCCUCCGGCUAUCCCAGAUAAUCCGUUGUACGACAACUGGGAUAAGUUGAAUUCCAAGGAGCGAAAGAAGAGAGAAAAGCAGCUGGCUAAGAAAGGACUGCCUGUCCCGGGCAAAGACUUUGACUGGCCGCCCCCUCCACCACCUAAACCUGAAGAACCCGCCCCGGAGCCAGAAACGGUUCCUGAACCCGCCCCGGAACCAGUGAAAGAACCAGAGCCCGAACCAGAGCCUGUUGUGGAACCGGAGCCCGAGCCAGUAACAGUACCCGAACCGGCACCUGAGCCUAUACCAGAAGUAGCUCCCGAACCUAUACAAGCCGAACAGGUCUACGAGGAAGAAAGCUGGGGUAUCUGUAGUUCUGCGAAGGACAAGAAAAACAAGAAAGGCAGCAAAAUUGCAGUGGAACCACCACCGCCUGCACCUACUCCUCCUUCUCUGGGGUUCACACACGAGCCAGAAGGUUAUGUGCCUACAGAGCAUGUGCCAGUGGAGCCUCUCUGGGACGACUAUGAUGCCAAGCCUUCCAAGGGUGCUAACAAGGGGUUCGGGGUUGAGGAGACGCCAAAGGCUUCAAUGGGAUUCUGGGCGACUCUUGGAGCAGCUACGAUGGGUAAGCCGAAGGCGACGAAGAAAAAGUCCGCUGAGAAAGCCAAACCCAUCGAGCUUGAGCCUAAGCCUGAGCCGGAGAGCAAGCCUGCUGACGAUGACUUAUUAAUCGACAUUGACGAUGCACCCCAGAUGCCAGAAGCGCCCGAAGCGCCCGAGGCGCCAAUGCCACCAGUUGUCGAGGAACAAGCCGCCCCGCCAACAAAGACUCCUGUUGUCACCUCCAAGACCAAGUCAUCAGCCAAGCUGUCCCUAGCUGAGCGCAUCAAGGCUCUGGAGCAGGCAAAGAAGGAUAAAUUGAAGGACAAAGCUGGGAAGACCAAGGCGAAGGAAGUCGUGCUGCCUCCAGCAGAGGAAGUCGUUGAGGAAGUUCUUCCCCAGGAAGAAACUCCUGUGGAGAUUGAGCCUGAGCCAUAUCGACCGAGAAAGAGUCCGCGUGAUUUAGUACCUGGAAGCUUUCCUGACGCGUUUGACGACGAGUACGACGAUAUACCCCCUCCUCCCGUUCCGGAACCCCCCACCCAGGAGCCUGAGCCUGAGCCUGAACCUAUUCCUGAACCGGUGCAACUAGAACCGGAGCCAGUGGCAGAGCCAGUAACGUUGUCGAAGAAGGCUAAGAAAAAGGAAAAGAAGAAGGCAAAGGUAGUCGAGCCAGAGCCAGCGCCGGUGCCCGUCCCUGAUCCCAUCCCGGAACCAGCCGCAGAACCCGAGCCCGAACCCGCUCCAGCCCCAAUACCUGAUCCAGAGCCCGUGAUAGAGCCCGAACCCGAACCCGAGCCUGUUCCCGUGCCUUCUUCAAAAACAGAGAAGAAGAAAAAGAAGAAGGCCAUCGAGCCGGAGCCGGAGCCUGUCCUUGACCCUGUUGCGGAGGAACCCCCGGCCCCUGCUCUGGAGCCCGAAGCAGAGCUCGAGAUCCAGCAAGAGCGCGAGCUGCAGCCAGAAAUCGAGGCGGUGCCUGUCCCAGAACCUGAAAAGCCGAAGAAGAGGAGCAAGAAAGUACCCAGCCUUGAGCAGGCUGCCCUUCCAGUGGAUCCUCCACUGGCCGAUGUAGGUAACGGUGGACCUCCGACGCCUCCCCCGGAGCCUAUCGAGACCCAGCCGGAGAAGAUGGCCCCGAAAGAGCGAGCCCGCGUGGAGCGCACGUCUGGUGCUGCGUCAUGGGGAUUCUGGGCUGCGACUCCCAAUUCCAAGAGACCGCCCCCGAGGGAGUCUAGACAUAGGGGUGAGCAGGAGCAGUCCCCACCGCUCAUGGUGCGCUCGAAAUCCACCAGACAUUCCAGGUCCAAGGAGGAGCCGGAGAACGAGGCCGACAAGUCGUCUACUUCUGACAGGGAUCGCCGACGCAGAGAAGCUCGACAAAGCCGAGACAACCACCGAGACAUACCGGAUAAGGCUGCCAGGAUGAUGGGUACGAACGGCUCCUCGAGACGAGAACGGCCUCAUGGCUCUCGGAGAAGAUCAGUGCCUGAUCCGUAUGCUAUUGAAGAGGACGAUAUGGUCAUGGUGGACCGAGAUGACCUCGACGCUUCUGCACCCAGAGAGGGUGGCUCAAGAGGAUCUCGGCACUCUGAUAGACGGUCUCGACACAAGUCGAGAUCUCGACAUGACGAAUUGGACGACGCUGCCAUUAUGGACGAGAAACAUCAUCAAGGUCCCGAGGUGUACUCUGGACCCGAUGAUAUCGCGUUUGUCGAAGCCCCAAGGGAGCGACGGCUCAGACGAUCAAACACGACCCCAAGGAAGCCAGAGCCUGGACCUAGUGGUCUUAAGGGCCUAAUAGGGUCUUUGCGGCGAUCGACUCGACCCGACAUCGCAGAACGCCAUAGGCCUCGAUCUUAUCGCGACGAUGAUGCUAGGUACAUGACCGAGCCGGAGCGAGACGAAUUGCGUCGAAUGAGACACGAGAGCAGGAGAAGACGGACUGAGAUGCCGGAUAUGGACGGCGAAGGCUUCCUGACAGAUGCGCAUCCGGCGGAAGCGUUCCCGGAAACAGACGCCGAGGAGGCAGAAGCACGGCGAGCGGCGCGCAGAGCUCGACGCGCCGCGCGACAACAGGCCGCGUCGGAUCAGCUCCGCGAAAGCGAAUGGCGGGAGGCGGAGGAGAGGCGGGCUCGGCGCAGAGAGCGAGAAUUGGCACGGGAGCGGGAGAUGCAAGAGAGACAGCUGCGCGAGGAGGAGGAGAGGGAAGCCGAACGGCGACGCGAGGAGCGCCGCGCGCGCCGGGCUGCCCGUGAGGAGCGGGAGCGGCGUGCCCGAGAAGAGGAAGAGGCCCGCGAGGCGGCCGAAGCUAGGGCUGCGCAGCGGCGCGAGCGGCGACGGCAGCGCGAGGCGGAGAUGUACGAGGCGGCGCCCGCGCCCCCCACAUACGACUCCCGGUCCAAGCGCCGGACCAUGCACGUCGAUGAUCGGGCUGCCCAAGACUUCUAUUUCGGUGGCAUGAUGGACGCCGACCGAGCUCCUCAUCAUCAUCCUCAGGAACGAUCUGCAAAUGGCGAACGGUCGAGACGUCGCAAGUCCAGGGCCCCUCCGCCUGAUGCGGAGAGAUUCCGGCCGAUGAUGGCUGGUGGCCGCAAGGAUAAGACCUCAUCCUGGAUCGACUCUCAAGCGGAUGAUCCGCCUGAACCGCCGCCGGUCAUGGCCACGGUUGUCGACAUGCCUGCAGGCCCGGAAGAGGCAGCGAAUGGUGGCUCGAUCUCCUCGGACGAAGACGCACGCCGUGAACUGCGCCGCCGCGCUCGCCGCCGAGCCCGAUACCCGGGGCUCACGGAUCAGGAGAUCGACGAGCUCCGCGCCAGGAAACGCGAGGUUCGACGCUCCGAACGGAGCUCAGGCAGUGGAGACUACGAACGAGUCCGUGGGAUGAGGUCGCCGUAUGAAACUCGCUACGAUGAGCGUUACGCGCCGCCGCCGGUCAGCAAUGGCCGAAUGCCCAACUGGUUCCGCAAAUUGACCAAUCUGGGUUAAUGCCAAUGGCAAGAGGGGUGCAUGCAGUUCCUCAGCACGUUUAUACGAAAGUCCAAGAAUGGUGUUUUUGGAGUGGCGCUCUUUCUUUAUGAACUAUGAACAAUGAUGAAACGACCGACCAACGAAAACUGAACUUGGAAGAUAUCCUGAUUGAUGAUAAGUGAUUGGUUAUGUUACUUGGAUGCGACUUUGUAUCCAAUUGGACGAUAUUAGAUGAUUGCCUUUGAAAAAUUGAUGAUGUACGAUUACCAUGGAAUGUCUGUUUCUUUCUCUCUUAUCAAAUGACAAACCUUGAUUAAGACAGCCGAUCUAUCUAU
Aspergillus homomorphus CBS 101889 is the source of this 6403-nucleotide messenger RNA. RefSeq lists its product as uncharacterized. Bases 99 to 6086 code for a protein of 1995 amino acids. The record is from RefSeq and is a predicted model, not a curated record. The transcript is spliced from 6 exons. NCBI's taxonomy places the organism in Eukaryota, Fungi, Ascomycota, Eurotiomycetes, Eurotiales, Aspergillaceae.